Molecule: messenger RNA, 861 nt
Organism: Mesorhabditis spiculigera
Lineage: Eukaryota; Metazoa; Nematoda; Chromadorea; Rhabditida; Rhabditidae
Source: the annotation of a GenBank genome assembly
AUGCGUGAAGUCAUCUCCAUCCACGUCGGUCAGGCCGGAGUCCAGAUCGGAAAUGCCUGCUGGGAGCUCUACUGUCUGGAGCACGGCAUUCAGCCCGAUGGCAAGAUGCCGUCCGACCAGAAGUCUGACGACUCCUUCACGACCUUCUUCAGCGAGACCGGUACUGGACGCUACGUCCCCCGGGCCAUCAUGGUCGAUCUGGAGCCCACCGUCGUUGACGAGAUCCGAACGGGCACCUACAAGCAGCUCUUCCACCCCGAGCAGAUGAUCACCGGCAAGGAAGACGCCGCCAACAACUAUGCCCGUGGACACUACACCAUUGGCAAGGAGAUCAUCGACCUGGUGAUGGAUCGCGCCUACCACGAGGCUCUCUCGGUUCAAGACAUCACGAACAUGUGCUUCGAGCCUGCCAACCAGAUGGUCAAGUGCGAUCCUCGCCACGGAAAGUACAUGGCCGUCUGCCUCCUGUACCGCGGAGAUGUCGUGCCCAAGGACGUCAAUGCCUCGAUCGCGUCGAUCAAGACCAAGCGCACGAUCCAGUUCGUCGACUGGUGCCCUACCGGCUUCAAGGUUGGCAUCAACUACCAACCACCGACCGUUGUUCCCGGCGGCGACAUCGCCAAGGUCCCACGCGCCGUCUGCAUGCUGUCCAACACUACCGCCAUCGCCGAGGCUUGGGCCCGCCUUGACCACAAGUUCGACUUGAUGUACGCGAAGCGCGCCUUCGUGCACUGGUAUGUCGGCGAGGGCAUGGAGGAGGGCGAGUUCAGCGAAGCACGUGAAGAUCUGGCUGCCCUGGAGAAGGAUUACGAAGAGGUCGCCGUUGACUCGAACGAAGGUGGAGAUGGACAAGAAGAAUAU